AUGGCCCGAUCCCAACAUCCCCUUCCCUCCCACACACCCCCCGUUCUCCCCCCUGCAGUCGGCGAUCAGCGCGGGGAUCACGACGUGGUGCACAUUGCAGGCACGACGCGCGUGUGGGUGGACCACUGCCAGGUGUACAAGGCCAUACGCGGUACAGUGGACGCCGUUUACGGCUCAACGGACAUCACCAUCAGCAAUUCGUAUAUUAGCAACCGCAACCUCACCAUGCUGCUGGGUGCGGAGGACGACGGGGUGUACGACGUGGACAUGCGGGUGACCCUCUACCGCAACUGGUUUGACAAGUCGGGGCAGCGGCAGCCCAAGGCGCGGUGGGGCAAGGUCCACGUGGCCAACAGCCUCUACUCCAAGUGGUCCUAUUACUGCCUCGGCGGCCGUAUGUACGCUGCAAUUCGCUCCGACCGUAAUAUCUUUAUCGCUGGAGACGCGCGAAAAGAACUCACCCCGUGGUUUGGGGAACGCGCCCUUUGGACGGAGGGGUUUGAUACGACUCCCGUGAUCCGGUCGUUUGGGGAUUUGCUGGUCAAUGGAGCGACUUUUACCGAGUUUAACGCGGAUUUGUCGAUUUUCGACCCGCCGUAUCGGCUGCCGAUGCACACUGCGGAUAGAGAGCUCGCGCACUUUAUACGCGUUAAUGCAGGGCCUAGAAACGGGGAUGUUCCUGAGCUGCCGUGCACGCCUCAAACCUGCUUCCAGUGA
Closterium sp. Naga37s-1 is the source of this 717-nucleotide messenger RNA. NCBI's taxonomy places the organism in Eukaryota, Viridiplantae, Streptophyta, Zygnematophyceae, Desmidiales, Closteriaceae. The record is from the annotation of a GenBank genome assembly.